AUGUAUAGUGACCUUGAAGAAGAUCCUAUAGAUGCACCCAGUUGGCUGGAUGUUCUUCCACUUCAUCCAAUAUUUCAUUUAAAUGAAGGUGAUCCACAAAGAAAACAGUCAUGCUUAACGGCUUCUAUUAGUAAGAACCUAAUAGUAGCCGUAGGAUCUGAGAUAAGAAUCUUGAAUUUAAUGGAAUUCAAGUGUGCAUGGCGUCAAGCGGUAGAGCUCGACGAAUUAGGUUUAAACGAUAUUGACGAUGGCGAAUAUUUGCCAGAAUGGAUGAAUCAAGUUAAACAUGUAACUCUUGAUACACCAUCCAUAAAAUAUCAAAUUAGAUCAAUUUCUGUUAAUUUCAAAGAAAAGGGAACUUUAAUUGCUGUUGCUGGUGAUUAUGAAGUGUCUGUAGUA
Scutellospora calospora is the source of this 399-nucleotide messenger RNA. NCBI's taxonomy places the organism in Eukaryota, Fungi, Glomeromycota, Glomeromycetes, Diversisporales, Gigasporaceae. The record is from the annotation of a GenBank genome assembly.